AUGAAGUUGCGGAUUUAUUUUGGGCCGAAAUCCGUCAUUCUUUUGGACGCGAAUGACGUGGAGACACUCACCCGCCAAAUGGCACGACUUGUGCAGCUCGCACUUCCCGAUUUGUUUUCCAAGUUUGUUUUUCCGCAUGACGACAUCACCGCACCCCUCGUGACAGCCCACGGAAGCGCGAGAAAUGAGGUACUUGCGCGCCUUAUUCCCGAGCGGCCGGUAUCACAGAGUGAGAACGAGGCAAACUCCAACCAGUCAGGGUCCAGAAGAGAGUUGCAGUUCCAACUGAUACUGGAGGCGCAGACAAAGGCGUUUGGUCCACAGCUGAUCAUCAACCGGAAGCAGUGGGAGUGGACAAGAGAAUUUCUGCGGCGGGAGCUACAAUCGUUUGAUGUUGGUGUGCAUGAUGCGUCUUCAGAUGUUGUCGCCGGGGAUGGUGGGAACAGUAAAAAUAGCGGCGGAGGAGAGGGGAAUGAGGCUGCCAUCCCGUUGGAAGUAAUCCUGUUAUACCGCUGCUCCGAAACCGGGCUUCUUUGUGUCUGUAGGCAUGACAUGUUUGCAGAGGCGCCAUCGAUGCAGUCUGUUCCUCAAGGCGUGAAGGACAUCAGUGUUAUGGAUGCCCGCGGCAAAAAGAUGGGCGAGAUACGCAUCGACUUCAAGCAUCCACCGACGCUGCGCAGUCUUAAGCACUCGCUGCAGACGCUUCUCUGCUGGCCCUGUCUCAUGGAAAUAUCAUGCCGUAUUGCCGAAAAGGAGGGGCUUCUGUCGAUUGAAAACGACGCAGAUAUCACCAGCUUUGUCCACAGCGUGCAACACUUUGGCCAUCAAAACAUUUGCCUUGUUGUCUCUCUGCCGAGUCACUCUUGUUUGCCUCCGCUUCUUACCGGGACUGCUGCCCUCCCCAUAGAUGACCCGCAGCAGGGGGCGUCGCACAACAACGCGCCACCAACUGGUUUAUAUGACAACUUUGAGUCCGUGAGGCAAAAAAGGGAAGAAACACAAAAAAUGGUUGCUUUAUACGUGCAGCUUAUGCGGGGGCUUCGGAUAAAUGCUUAUGGCGUGGGAACACAGCAGAUGAAAGCACUGACUAAACAUUUUUCCGGCAAUGCCGUGACGUUGCCUGAAACAAGUGGAAUGAAAACAUUGACAGCAGCAGAAGCAGGAAGAAAAGGAACAGCAGCGCCUUCUACCGUUUGUGAUGUGUCAUUGCCGGGUGAUCACGAAGGUGAGACGGCGGUUGGGCGGCAAGGUCGUGAGUUACUCGUUAUCCAUUACGAGCUGGACCCGGUGGAGGUGCAUAUAACAGGCCACAUCACUGAAAUGGAGCUUCAGUCUAUUGCUGAUGCCAUUCUUGCAGUUUGUGCGCGGCAGAAUACGAGUAGUGAAGGUACCGUUGAGAAUAGGUUCCAGCGGGUUUCGGAUUCCAUGUUUACCCUGCAACUAGACAAAAUUAGUUUCCUCGGUGAUGCGCAGGUGGAGGAGCUGGAAGCGUGCCUCGUAGAUGUUGUCAAAAGCUUUGGCUGCCUUCAGGUCUGCGAAGCAACAAUGUAA
Messenger RNA from Trypanosoma cruzi, 1551 nucleotides. RefSeq lists its product as uncharacterized. The record is from RefSeq and is a predicted model, not a curated record. NCBI's taxonomy places the organism in Eukaryota, Euglenozoa, Kinetoplastea, Trypanosomatida, Trypanosomatidae. The coding region runs from base 1 to 1551 and encodes 516 amino acids. The transcript has a single exon.